AUGACUUUCUCUGAAGCUGAGAAGGCAGCCAUCACCUCCAUCUGGGCCAAGGUUGCUGGCCAUGCUGAUGACAUUGGAGCAGAGGCUCUGGAAAGGCUCUUCCUGAGCUUCCCUCAGACCAAAACCUACUUCAGCCACUUCGACCUGAGCUCUAACUCCAAGGAUCUCCAUAACCAUGGAGGAAAAGUUCUGAAGGCCAUUGGUAAUGCUGCCCAGCACCUGGAUGAUAUUGACCAUGCUCUGUCUACCCUCAGUGAUCUGCAUGCCCAGAAGCUCAGGGUUGACCCUGGCAACUUCAGGCUGCUGUCCCAUGCCAUCCAGGUGACUCUGGCUGCCCACUUGCCUGGUGAAUUCAAUGCUGUUGCUCAGGCUGCUUGGGACAAAUUCCUGUCUGCUGUGUCCUCUGUCCUGGUGUCCAAGUACAGAUAA
Molecule: messenger RNA, 429 nt
Organism: Bufo bufo (common toad)
Lineage: Eukaryota; Metazoa; Chordata; Amphibia; Anura; Bufonidae
Product: hemoglobin subunit alpha-5-like
Exons: 3
Coding region: 1-429 (142 amino acids)
Biological process (GO): oxygen transport; hydrogen peroxide catabolic process
Cellular component (GO): hemoglobin complex; haptoglobin-hemoglobin complex; blood microparticle
Molecular function (GO): heme binding; organic acid binding; iron ion binding
Source: RefSeq, a predicted model, not a curated record